This is a messenger RNA of Notothenia coriiceps (black rockcod), 1460 nucleotides long. It is a transcript of the gene ercc1, whose product is annotated as excision repair cross-complementation group 1. The transcript is spliced from 9 exons. Gene Ontology annotation, molecular function: damaged DNA binding; single-stranded DNA binding. The record is from RefSeq and is a predicted model, not a curated record. Gene Ontology annotation, cellular component: ERCC4-ERCC1 complex; nucleotide-excision repair factor 1 complex; nucleus. Gene Ontology annotation, biological process: mitotic recombination; UV-damage excision repair. Bases 123 to 1208 code for a protein of 361 amino acids. NCBI's taxonomy places the organism in Eukaryota, Metazoa, Chordata, Actinopteri, Perciformes, Nototheniidae.
CUCCGGUGUCAGUAGUUCUCAAAGCGAGAGGAUAGUGGUUUGCGAGAAUUGCAUGAAAUAUACUUCAGUGGCAUGCUUUAACCUAUGGUGUUACCUAACAAACCAUUAAGCAGCUAAAAAGCAUGAAGAAGAGGUUUAACAUCAACCUGGAUGACUCUGCUUUCACCAAAGAAAGAACACCGCCAAAGCCGCAGUUUCAAGCUUCGUCUAAAGGAGGACAAAACAGCUCAGAAUCAAAUUCAUGUUCAACAAAUCCUGCCAAUGAACCAGUGGACCAGCCUAUUUCCUAUGCAGAUUAUGUCGUCCAGAGUAAAAGCUGUGUAGCUGGUCCUCCUCAAAGAGUGGGUCCCUCCAAACUACUCCGGACUGAAGGAGAUGGAGACAGCAAUCAGAAGCAAAGUGACUCAGAUUCAGUACGUUCUGCCCCAGGCUUAUGUGAAACAGUUCAGGACCCUGCUAAAGGGACUGAAGAUGGAUCUGAUGGGGUUGAGAAUUGCGAGAAGACACAGGUGGAUGAUGGCACACACCAGGAAGAGGGGAAUUGUCAAAGGUCAUAUCCAAGCCUAAACCUGGGGCCAAAACCAGUGGGGACUGGGAGCAGCAUUAUUGUCAGUCCCCGGCAGAGGGGAAAUCCAAUCCUGAAGUUUGUGAGGAGUGUCCCUUGGGAGUUUGGUGAGGCCGUACCAGACUAUAUCCUGGGCCAAACAACUUGUGCUCUCUUUCUCAGUCUGAGGUAUCACAAUCUCAAUCCCAACUAUAUCCACGAUCGUCUCAAGCUGCUUGGACAGACUUUCACCCUGCGAGUGUUGCUGGUUCAAGUAGAUGUGAAAGACCCUCAUCAUACGUUGAAGGAGCUGGCUCGCAUAUGCAUCAUGGCUGACUGCACUCUGAUCUUGGCUUGGAGUCCAGAGGAGGCUGGUCGUUACCUGGAAACCUACAAGUCAUAUGAAAAGAAACCAGCAGACUUACUGAAGGAGCAAGUUGAAAAAAACUAUCUGUCACAGGUUACUGAUUGCCUCACCACUGUGAAGUCCAUAAACAAGACCGAUGCCAUUACCCUACUGUCCACUUUCUCAUCUGUAGAAGGAAUCAUCAGUGCAUCUAAGGAAGACUUGGUUCUCUGUCCAGGCCUUGGACCCCAAAAAGCAAGGCGACUCUAUGAUGUGCUGCAUAAGCCCUUCCUCAAGUCAAAGACAAAAGACAGCUGAAACAAAGAGUGUGUGACAUGCUCCUGGCAAGAACUCCUUAAUGUUGGUUGUUGUGUUGAACAGCAAAAGAAAACACACACAUUUCAGAAGACUGAAUUAAAUAAACACGCUUGAUCUACUGAGGUGAUGAGAUAAAGUGCGAAAUAUUAAGCUGUUGGAGCUGCACACUGAAUAUAUGCCGAAUUAAGUCAUGGAUUUGUUCAAUGUUGGUUCUUUUAUUAAAUGAAAAUAAAUAUUUUUGUAUACUGUUAA